UUAUCAACAAACUUGAAUCCCACACAGACCUCAGUCAACACAACUACAAAUAGAAACGGAGAAGACAGUUGACACCAACCACAACAAUGACAUCGGGGCCUAAAGUUUGGAGCCGUUCGCAGCGGAUCCCGGCAAGGGAUAACAUCGGGGCUAUCCUGCCGGCGGCUCAGCGUCCGGAUCCUAUUCCACAGUUGUGCGGAGAGGGGAGUGGGACCGUGAUGGGCUGGCUGCUCGGCUGGGAGUACGGCCGGAAGUGGCUGGAACGCCGCGAGGAAAUCUUGGAGCACCGCGCCAUGGUUAGCAACUUCGGACGCAUUCCAGCGGACUUUGAAUGGUGGCUUAACCAGCGCCGGCCGGCCAUGGUGCGCAAGCAGAGAUUCCGCAAGAAGACAGGACCCCGUAAAGUGAUCACGGCCUUCAAUGUUGCCAAGGAGCUGCGUGAAGCCCAAAACCGCAAGGUCAUGGAGAGCCUGGCCAAAACGCAUGUGAAUUAACACUCAGUACAUUUCAAUGUGUCCAUUGAGACCAAACUAGACCAAAAUUACUGAUUUAAGCUGGACCCAUGAUGACCACAAAAAUAAAUAAGGAACCAGAGGUAGUAUCAUCACUUAUUACUUAGAUACUACUUAUUUGUUAUUGAGAUCCUGAAGUACAAAAGCAAAUAAACUAGUCCGUUAUUGUGAUCCCCCUGCAGUCUUAUCAAA
Molecule: messenger RNA, 704 nt
Organism: Drosophila serrata
Lineage: Eukaryota; Metazoa; Arthropoda; Insecta; Diptera; Drosophilidae
Source: RefSeq, a predicted model, not a curated record